AAAAACCAUAAGGGGCAUCUAAGGAAAACAAUCCAAUCCCUUUUAGGGACACACCAAAGCUGGGUAACUCAAGUUAAACAUAGCAAGAUACAGCCAGUCUUACAGCUGAGUCCUGUGCCAUUAGCAUUGCUCUCCUGGGUUUUUGAAACAUGCAUCUGUAUAAACCUGCCUGUGCAGACAUCCCCAGCCCCAAGCUGGGUCUGCCCAAAUCUAGCGACUCUGCUCUGAAAUGUAGACGGCACAUCGUGGUGACCAAGCCUCCGCCUGGGGCAGCCUGCUGGCCUGCCAGGCCCAGUGGAGCAGCAGAACGGAAACACCUGGAGAAGUUUUUACGUGUCCAUGGAAUUUCGUUGCGGGAAACCACCAGAGCAGAGACGGGCAUGGCUUACAGGAAUCUUGGAAAAUCAGGACUCAGAGUUUCUUGCUUGGGUCUUGGAACAUGGGUGACAUUUGGAGGUCAAAUUUCAGAUGAGGUUGCUGAACGGCUGAUGACGAUCGCCUACGAAAGUGGAGUUAAUCUCUUUGAUACUGCCGAGGUCUACGCUGCUGGAAAGGCUGAAGUGAUUCUGGGGAGCAUCAUCAAGAAGAAAGGCUGGAGGAGGUCCAGCCUGGUCAUAACAACCAAACUCUACUGGGGUGGAAAAGCUGAAACGGAAAGAGGGCUGUCAAGAAAACAUAUAAUCGAAGGAUUGAAGGGCUCCCUCCAGAGGCUGCAGCUGGAGUAUGUGGAUGUCGUCUUCGCAAAUCGACCAGACAGUAACACCCCCAUGGAAGAAAUUGUUCGAGCCAUGACACAUGUGAUAAACCAAGGCAUGGCGAUGUACUGGGGAACCUCCAGGUGGAGCGCUAUGGAGAUCAUGGAAGCCUACUCUGUAGCAAGACAGUUCAAUAUGAUCCCUCCCGUCUGUGAACAAGCUGAGUACCAUCUUUUCCAGAGAGAGAAAGUGGAGGUUCAGCUACCGGAGCUCUACCAUAAAAUAGGAGUUGGAGCAAUGACCUGGUCUCCACUGGCCUGCGGGAUCAUCUCGGGGAAAUACGGGAACGGGGUACCUGAAAGCUCCAGGGCUUCUCUAAAGUGCUACCAGUGGUUGAAGGAAAGAAUUGUGAGUGAAGAAGGGAGAAAACAGCAGAACAAGUUAAAAGACCUCUCUCCGAUUGCUGAGCGGCUGGGCUGCACUCUCCCUCAGCUCGCUGUCGCAUGGUGCCUGAGGAACGAAGGUGUGAGUUCCGUGCUCCUGGGGUCAUCCACUCCCGAACAGCUCAUUGAGAACCUCGGUGCCAUUCAGGUUCUCCCAAAGAUGACAUCACACGUGGUAAAUGAGAUUGAUAACAUAUUACGCAACAAGCCCUACAGCAAAAAGGACUACAGAUCAUAAGGCAAUGAAUGCAUGAGCCACAGGAGCUGCAUGGUUCAAAUAUCGGUCUAUGCCGGUACAGAAAGGUGUUCCUAGCCAGUCUUUUAAAUCACUUAGCAGCCGCUGCUCAACCUCUAGUGUCCCCGGAUUCUGAGGUGUCUGCUGUCGCUACCACUGUGCACCCGAAUUAUGAGCACAUCUGAAAACUCACAACUAAGAAAAUCCAUUCUAUUUUCUUAUCUUGGACUGGAGUCACCUAUUCUUGCAUUGCUCUGUACACCUCAUGCUAAUGCAAUGG
Molecule: messenger RNA, 1653 nt
Organism: Myotis lucifugus (little brown bat)
Lineage: Eukaryota; Metazoa; Chordata; Mammalia; Chiroptera; Vespertilionidae
Gene: KCNAB1
Product: potassium voltage-gated channel subfamily A member regulatory beta subunit 1
Exons: 14
Coding region: 150-1376 (408 amino acids)
Biological process (GO): potassium ion transport; transmembrane transport; negative regulation of delayed rectifier potassium channel activity
Cellular component (GO): extrinsic component of cytoplasmic side of plasma membrane; voltage-gated potassium channel complex; cytoplasm
Molecular function (GO): transmembrane transporter binding; voltage-gated potassium channel activity; potassium channel regulator activity
Source: RefSeq, a predicted model, not a curated record